CCACACACGUCAAUAUGGCGUGUUGUAAAACGGCCGACCGAACGGACUACUACUCGGGGGAAUAUGUACAAGGAUGAUGGGAGGGGCCCAAAUCUCCACCCUGGAAUUGAGGAGAGUGGGGUGGUCUACUUUGCUGCCUAUAUCGAAAUGAAGGGUUUUUUUCUUUCCUACUAG
Molecule: messenger RNA, 174 nt
Organism: Bipolaris oryzae ATCC 44560
Lineage: Eukaryota; Fungi; Ascomycota; Dothideomycetes; Pleosporales; Pleosporaceae
Exons: 1
Source: RefSeq, a predicted model, not a curated record